This is a messenger RNA of Priapulus caudatus, 2775 nucleotides long. RefSeq names its product BUB3-interacting and GLEBS motif-containing protein ZNF207-like. Gene Ontology annotation, cellular component: nucleus. Bases 115 to 1569 code for a protein of 484 amino acids. The record is from RefSeq and is a predicted model, not a curated record. The transcript is spliced from 9 exons. NCBI's taxonomy places the organism in Eukaryota, Metazoa, Priapulida, Priapulimorpha, Priapulimorphida, Priapulidae.
CACGUAGUGUAAGAAUCUAAAACUACGAGUAGAAAUGAGUCAUUCACUUAGUGGCCAGCCAUCUUUGAUUCUUGCUUUGCUGUACUUUUAACGUUUUGUAGUUUAUUGUCGAAAAUGGGGCGCAAAAAGAAGAAGUUAUUGAAGCCGUGGUGCUGGUAUUGUAACAGGGAAUUUGAUGAUGAAAAGAUCCUGAUUCAACACCAAAAGGCAAAACACUUUAAAUGUCACACAUGUCAUAAGAAACUAUAUACAGGACCAGGAUUAGCAAUCCAUUGCAUGCAGGUCCAUAAAGACACGAUAGACCAGGUUCCAAAUGCUAUUACCGGACGCACAAACAUAGACAUUGAAAUAUACGGCAUGGAGGGAAUUCCCGAGGAAGAUUUGAAGUCGCACGAAACUGACAAACAGGGGAAACCCGAAGAGCCAGCCCCGAAGAAGACGAAGCAGGAAGCCGUGCAGAUGACGAGCCAGCCUCAGCAGCUGGGCCUGUUGCCGCCGCCAAUGAUGAUGUCAAGCGGGCACAUGGGCAUGAUGCAGCAAGGUCAGAUGCAGCAAGGUCAGAUGCAGCAGGGUCAGAUGCCGCCCGGCCCGAUGUCGAUGGGUGGCAUGAUGCCCAUGAUGGGACACAUGGGAAUGCCACCGAUGAUGGGACCAGGGAUGCCGAUGAACAUGAUGAUGAUGGGGAUGCAGGGCAUGCAGGGCAUGCAGGGCAUGCAGGGCAUGCCGCCGCAGCGUCCAAUGGGCAUGCAGCCGAUGCUCCCGCAGAGGGCGCCUAUGGGCAUGCGCGCACCGAGCACGACGUCGAUGAUGCCAAUGCCGACGGCAAGCAGCAGUAGCGCACCGGCGGCCAUCACCAACGUCCCGCUGCCGCCGCAGAUGCAGCAGCAUCAGCAGCAUCAGCAGCAUCAGCAGCAACAGCAGCAUCAGCAGCAACAGCAGCAGCAACAAACGCACAUGCAGCCACCGCCGCCACGGCCUCUGUUCCCAGCUGCCGCACAGAUGGCUGCUGUUACGACGAGCUCGACACCAGUGGGCGCUGACUUCAGGCCGCUCGCGACGGUCGCGUCGGUGAGCUCUGCUCCCCCGCCAGUCCCCACGAUGGCGCCACCUCCCCCACGACACACAUUCCCAGCGUACUCAGCUCCGCCCGCGGUGGCACCGACGCCGCCACCUACGAUAUCUAAGGUGGCAACGACCGCCACAGCUAGUUCAAACUCGGGGAUAAGUAAGCCUUCCACUGUUGCAUCGAGUGGUAGCAGCAGCAAGAUUAUUCAUCCAGAUGAGGACAUUUCACUGGAGGAGAAACGUGCAACCUUUCCCAAGUACCAGCUGAAGCAGCAGCCGAUGAUACCCGGGAUGCAACCGCCGAUGCCACCGCAGAGCAUGAUGGGUAACAAGCCAAUGAUAUCGUCGGCCGGCAAUAUGGGUAAUGCCCCUAUGAUGAGGCCACCUGGUGGCCCUCAAGGUCACAUGCCCUCCGCGACCAUGCACUACGGUGCCGCACCAAUCCGCUACAACCAAUCAAUGACGCGGCCGCCGAUGGACCAUCAAGGGGCUAGCCGCUACUGACAGCAGCCACAUACCACAAGGAUGUGUUCAGGUUUCCCGUGUUAAAUAAGCGUAGACUAAUUAAGGCACGUCGUUGUUCGUGUGCCGUGUGUCGUCGCCGUCAACCCCUGGAGGGCACCGUCGUAGCUGCCGCGUCGCAGCGAAGGUUAGGCCAAACGAAUAGUGUGAAUGGCGGGGGGGGGGGGUCGUUUGGGGCGCGCGCGAGAGAGAGCAAGCGUGGCGGGAACCGGUGUGGUUUGCAGGUAUGUCACACUAUCGCUGCACGCAGAGGAUAAGUCGUCUGUCGGCGAUGAGGUCGUCGGUAAGACCCGUAAGCACGCCUGCCGAGCGUGAGCCGUAUGAUUGCACGUGUGCCUGGACUGGACGAUUUAUUCUCUCCGUCGGCUUGUCGGAGUCCGCGCGAGAGCCAUCGGUCGUAGACCGUAUAAUCAACCGGCCGCUAACUCCGGCGUACGUGACGACGCGCGCGUACUGUUUCUCGCCGUGACUGAGAGUCAUGCACGGUUUUGCGAUGAUUAACUGUUAAUUUUGCGUGGUUUCUGGCUGCGCUCGAAUUUCAUCGGUCCAGUCAUUUUGCACAACAGGGCUAGAGACAGCGUAAGCAUUAUUACAUCCAACCAGGUGUAGCCCAGCGGAUAGUUCCUGCCAAACAAAGUAGGUGAAAGCUGGUAGGUUUUGUUACAUUGUCGUAGAUGAACUCUGGUGCAUUUUGAGCAGUGGAGAUGACCAGGUUUGUGUAGAUACCUUGUUUAAUCAUUCGUACGUACAUAUGUAUCGUUUCGGUUAGCAUUCAGGUGUGAUUGCAUUCAUAUCGCAUUGAGUGGAAGCUCACACAGCUUGCAACACAACGUAAAGGUAGGCAGGCCUUUGUCCGUAAGUAAUAAGUGGUACCUUAAGCUUUCCCUCCCGCAAACUAGCAGGUUUCCUGAAGAUGCCUGCUAGCUCCAUACUUACGUGCAUAAUGUUUAACUGCUUAACGACCUGUUUAUCAAUGUUGUUUACGUUUCUAUUUGGCAUUUCUAAUGCUUAUGGCAAACUGAAUAGAAAGUAGUUUUAGCUUAGAACAUGCGCUAGAACGUGCUGUAUACAUUUUUACACAGUCGUCUCCCACCGGCCGUCCUUACCAUCAGGUUGGUUAUUGUCGCGAUUGUAGUUAGAACCUGAGAUUGUGUGAACUUUACUGCCAAUAAAGUUUGUUUUAAACAA